AUGUCCGAGCGAGAGCAGAGAGUACUUCAAGAGCUUGUCAAAUCUCGUGACGCGAUACGACGCAAGGCAUUGAUGCUAAAACGUGGUAGAGAUGAGACUGAAAGAACGGUCGCCGAGACAUUCAAGUCCAUCAUUAAACCCCUCAACAAGCUGGUCACUCUGAAGGAAGAAAAAAGUCCGCCUGUAAAUCAAAAGAAUAAGUUUGUACAGCAGACGGAAUCUGAUCAAGUGACCGAGGAUGAAGAAGAUACCGCUGCAUCGAUUACCAAUGGUGAAAAUGAGAUUAUUAGAGAUUAUCUAAACUUGAUUGAAAAUCGUUCCGAAGAUCUUGAUAAGCUCUACGGCGUCCGCAUGAAAAAUAAUGAAUAUGUUUUGGGCAAAUCACCGAUAGAAAUUGCUGGAAGUAAGCUAAAUAUCGAAAACGUUAAAUAUGACACAAGUGCAGGCCUGCUCGAACUUUUAUUCAAAAGAAGUCCAAACGCUGAUCUUAUUACAUCAACUGACAAGUCUACUUAUAGAAAAAUACUUGAACCUACAAAUGCACACCGGCGUGGUUUCGUUAAUACUGGAGAAAUUUGCAAAUACCGUAGCAAUAAAUUUAGCGAGAUCAUUGAGCCAUUAUUCAAAAGUGGAAGUGGCCUAUUGCCGAGUUAUAAAGUAGCGAAACGCGGGCGCGGUUUAUUGCCUAGCCAUAAAGUAGCAAAAAGUCAUGAUUCAUCGAAAGAUUUCGUUUACUGGAACGAUCCGAACGAGCUAGUGGAUAGGCUCAGACUCCUCGUGGCUGAGAGAUCUGCUGGAAACAAUGCUCACGACAACGAAAUCACCUCCAUAAUCGAAGAACUACGAGAGGCUGGUUAUAUACACUAG
Molecule: messenger RNA, 867 nt
Organism: Trichogramma pretiosum
Lineage: Eukaryota; Metazoa; Arthropoda; Insecta; Hymenoptera; Trichogrammatidae
Exons: 2
Coding region: 1-867 (288 amino acids)
Source: RefSeq, a predicted model, not a curated record